GGAGGAGGGGGGAGGCGCACUCACUGGGAAAUGACUUUUUGUUUAAAUCCUGCGAUCGAGAGCACGCAUGGAGUAUAUACACGCACAUAGAGGUUAGUUUUUGCUCCUUUACUGGGAUCCUUGUGUGAUUGCAUGCAAAAUGUGCGCAGCUGGGCGUCUGUUUGCUGUGUAGUUCGCUAGCUGAGGGUCGUUUGGUUUUCUCCUUUUUAAAUUAUUAUUGAUGCUUUUUUAAAAAAGAAAUUAUUCAGUGCUGGCAGCCAGGGAAACAAUGUAUCACCACUGCAACUUUGGCUGAUGAGGGAAGAAUGGUGGCGCUGCCCGCUGUAUUUUUUUCUCUCCGAAUGAAAUCAUUUUGGGUAAAGAUGAGGGAGGAGGUGGACCGCCGGAGUCUUGCUCGGUCUUUUCUUUGGAUUUGCGGCAGAAUUGCCUGACCGAUGCGAUGAAGACGGAAGUCGGUGUGGAUUAAAAUAUUUUCUUGAAGGAUUCUUCGCUUUGGGAUCUGGGGAUUUUUAUUUUAUUUUCUGCCUUUUCAAUGCGGGCUCCGGGGUUUCUGCGAUUUGAAAUGAAAUAAUGGCGACACGCUGGACAGAGCCCCCGGACCGAGAUGACGGGAGAAAGCGGUCGGCCGCGUCCCCGCCCUGCAAGGCCAAACGGAAGGACGCACCGGAGCAGAGCGAAGAGCCAUCGCCCUGUGAGGAGGAGCCCUUCUCUUGGCCAGGUCCGAAGACGCUGCGGCUGCGCCGCACGUCUCAGGGUUUCGGCUUCACUCUGCGGCAUUUCAUAGUCUACCCCCCCGAGUCUGCCGUGCACCUCUCCCUCAAGGAUGAAGACAACGGUGGCAGAGGGAGACAGCGGAGCAGGCUGGAACCCAUGGACACCAUCUUUGUCAAGCAGGUGAAGGAGGGAGGUCCUGCCCAUGGAGCUGGACUCUGCACAGGGGACCGCAUCGUCAAGGUGAAUGGCGAGAGCAUCAUCGGGAAGACCUACUCGCAGGUGAUUGCCCUCAUCCAGAACAGUGACGCCUCUCUGGAACUCUGUGUAAUGCCCAAAGAUGAAGACAUAUUGCAGUUGAUUUCCCGGGAUAUCACGGCACUGGCAUAUUCUCAGGAUGCUUACCUUAAAGGAAACGACGCUUACAGUGGGAAUGCCCGGAACAUCCCUGAACCCCCGCCGAUAUGUUACCCGAGGAUAGACUGUAUACCCCUGGGGAUGGCCCAAACCCCUGAGCCGUCCUCGUCGGCUGAGACACCGCGGACUCCGGGGCAAGGGGUUCGAGGGGCAUGGCUGGGGGCGUCCGUGGGCGGCCAGCCUGACCACGGGUACUGCAUGGAGAUCCCGGUCACGCCAUCGCCCCCGCAAUGCCCCAAGUCCCAAACGGUGGUGUGUGUGUGCAGCGAGAGCGUCCGGACACUUGCGGUUCCCUUGGACACCCGGGCACCUCGAGCAGGUCCCAGUCACCGGACAGAGGAAAACCGGUACAGCCCAGCAGUGUCAGAGCACAUCCUUGGCAUGGCCAGGCCCAUUGCAUCACCCGCAGUGUCGCCCUCUGCUGGCGGACAGUCACAGCACCCCUCCCCCAGGUCAUCGGACCCUUCCGUGUUUCCAAUGGGGAGCAGGACCGUUGGACUCUCCCCAAGCCGCCCCGACCCACACACAGUGACCCCCCGGUCCUCUACAAUGACAUCCAUGGACCCCUCGCCUGUGGCAUCCAAUCACUGUUCACCCUCGUCUCCUGCUUCCUCCACCACCUCCCCCGCUGCCCAUCAGAACAUAGACUGGCGCAACUACACCACAUACAAGGAGUACAUGGACACCAAGCGCUUAUACAUGUAUGGCUGCCGCACCAUCCAGGAGCGCCUGGAUAGCCUGCGGGCCGCCUCCCAGACAGGGGCUGAGCAUAAGCCACGUGCCUCCAGUGUCUCCCAGGUCCGCCGGAGGAGCACGUCACAUGACCGGGCCCCCCAGAGCACCGUAACGCCACCCCCACCACGCAGCGCAUCUCAGGAGCGCCUUGGGGGCCCAGAACGGACGACCCUUGUCAAAGAGUGGCCCCGCAGUGCCUCCCAGGAUGCCCUGGCCUCCACUCCCCCUUGGCCAGCCAAGCCGCGGGCAAGAUCCUGUGACUAUCUGGGUCGGGAGGGCUUCACCUCUGGCCGGGAUCGGCAGGGGUUGAGCCCGAUAGAGCCCGAGGACAAGCCCCCCUGUUUCCGCGAGGCUGCCUCAGCUGGCAGGCAGCCCUCAUCAGCGCGGUCUUUGGGCGCAGCCCACCGGACGCCGCCGGUGUAUGGCUCUGACAGCCGGCUGGGUGCGGCCAGCUUUCGGAACUCGCCCCUUGCCCUGUCCUUUGCCAGGCCCCCCCGUCUGCCAUUGACCAGCUCCACCCUGGCCCAGUCUCCCACAACGAGCAGUUAUGCACUGCCUCUAGCCAGUCACCUGUCAGAGGCUCGAAGCAGAGCGCUGAGCCUGCGUGAGCUGACCUCCAGCACCCGUACUUAUUCUGUACCUGCCAUGACCUCUGCACAGCAGGACAAAAGCCCGCUGGUGGCGUCCCCCAGUAACGGCCCCGCCCCCCAGCCAGCAGCCAAUGGGCAAAGCCCGGUGGAAGGGGAGGGAACCCCGGUGGUGGACAGCGUGGUCUUAAGGAAGAAGCCCACGCCCGGCGGACUGCAUCCACUUCGGCACCCAUCCUACAUCCUGGCGGUGAAUGAGCCGGAUGGCGAACUGUCUCCUAGUGCCACCUGUUGGCUGCCGAAUGACGCGCGCCGGGAGGUUCACAUGAAGCGCCUGGGUGAGCAGCGCAAAGCCUCCAACUCCAGUAACCUGGGCGACUCCCUGGACUCCAUUCCCUUCAUAGACGAGCCGUCCAGCCCAAGCGCCGACCACGACGCACUGCACAUUCCAGCCUCGGCCGUCAUAUCUGUGACUCCAACCAUCACCAUGGUCCCCCCUAGCCCCACCUCCCCGACUCCUGUCAUUCGCCGGCAGCUGUCACAUGACCAAGAUUCUCUCCGCCUCACCAUUUUGGAGUCGGACUGUGAUGCCAAGACUGAGCGCUCCAAGUCCUGCGAUGAAGGGCUGGAUAACUACAAAGAGGAAGGAAGAAGGGGUUCAUCCCUUAAGAGCAUUGCGGGGCUAAGAGCUCUAAGGAAGAUGACAGACAGGUCCUCGGAUGAUUCCGGAUCCCAGAAAGAUUCCGCCUCUGAAGUCUUCAGCGAUGCCACGAAGGAGGGCCUUCUCCACUUCCGGCAACUCGGCACUGACAAGAGCAAGCGAGUAGGUGGGGGCAUGCGGCCAUGGAAACAGAUGUACGCAGUGCUGCGGGGUCACUCCCUCUGCCUGUACAAGGACAGGAAGGAGGGGCUGGCCCACGCCAACUCCCAAUCAGAGGACGAGCCGCAGCCAAUCAGCAUCAAGGCCUGCCUGAUCGACAUCUCAUACAGUGACACCAAGCGCAAGAACGUGCUGCGGCUGACAACCUCGGACUGCGAGUACCUCUUCCAGGCGGAGGACCGGGAAGACAUGCUGUCCUGGAUCCGGGUGAUACAGGAGAACAGCAACCUGGAUGAGGAGAACGAAGGUGUCACGAGCCGAGACCUGAUCAGUCGACGGAUUAGGGAGUAUAACAGCCUGAUGAGCCCCCCCAGCACAAAGACUGAGCCGUCACCCAAGCCCCCCCGACAGUCCCUCAUUCAGAACUUCCUGGGGGGUAAAGGGGAGCCCAAGGCAUCCAUCCCGCACUCCCCAAAGCAGGACGCGGAGAGGAAGGUUCUGCACAAGGACGACAGCAGCCCGCCCAAGGACAAGAGCACGCGGCGGAAGGGCAUCCCCAGUCUGAUCCGGAAGCCGUUUGAGAAGAAGACUUCCCAGGGAAUCACGUUUGGCGUGCGCUUGGAUGACUGUCCCCCAGCCCUAACCAACCCAUUCGUGCCCCUCAUCGUGGAGGUGUGCUGCAAGCUGGUGGAAGAGCGGGGGCUGGAGUAUACGGGCAUCUACCGUGUGCCGGGCAACAACGCCGCCAUCUCCAGCAUGCAGGAGGAGCUGAACAACAAGGGCCUGGAUGACAUCGACAUCCAGGACGACAAAUGGAAGGACCUUAAUGUGAUCAGCAGCUUGCUCAAAUCCUUCUUCCGGAAGCUUCCAGAGCCAUUGUUUACUAAUGAAAAAUAUGGAGAUUUUAUUGAGGCCAACAGAUUGGAGGAUGCAACGGAAAGGUUAAAAACGCUGAAGAGGCUGCUCCACGAACUGCCAAGCCAUCACUACGAAACUCUCAAGUUCCUCUCCGCACAUCUCAAAACAGUGGCUGAGAAUUCUGAAAAAAACAAGAUGGAGCCACGGAACCUGGCCAUCGUGUUCGGCCCAACGCUGGUCCGCUCCUCAGAGGACAACAUGACGCACAUGGUCACGCACAUGCCCGACCAAUAUAAAAUCGUGGAGACCCUCAUCCAGCACUAUGAUUGGUUUUUCACAGAAGAUGGGAAUGAGGAGCCAAUGACCGCAGUCCAGCAGGAGAACACGGUUGAGUGUCAGCCUGUGCCAAACAUUGACCAUCUGCUCACCAACAUUGGGCGGACGGGCACCUCUCCAGGAGACGUAUCAGAUUCGGCUAGUGACUCUGCUAAGUCUAAGCAGGGUUCCUGGGGAUCCGGGAAGGACCUGCGCAAAGAUCUACCGGUGUCCUGCAUCUUUGCUGUGGCCAACCGCAGACGAAAGAGUCCCAAGGAGAAGCUGCAGCCUAGCAGUUCAGACGAUGACCUGGAUGGUGGGCUUCUCGGGCGGGGGCUAGCGGAGCAGGAUCAAAACCGGGACGCCAGCUGGCUUCGCAAUAGAGCCGGCCAGGAGGAUAAGACUGGCGUUGGAGAGUGCCAGGAGUCUGGGAAGGAGAAUGGAAAGGGAUCUGAGCCAGCGGUCAAGAUGGAGAAGGAUCACUGGAACUCAUUCUUGGUGAAAGAGAAGUCUUCCCCGGCACAACUAUCACCCUCCCCUUCGCCCAGCCCCCGGCACACCGGUUCCCCCAGCUUCAGCUUCCGAACGGCAGCACCAGGGAAGUCCUCGCUGUCAGAGCCAUCCUCACUGCUGGAUGAGAUUGUGUCUGAUCUGGGCACCAUGAGCUCCCAGGCCUCUGUGCACCGGGUCCGGCAAAGGAAACGGACUGGUCUGGAAGGGCGGGCUGGCGAGGCAGCGACGGCUGCAGCGGAGGUCAGCUCCAUCACCUCAGACUACUCCACUACCUCCUCCAUGACCUUCCUGAUGGGGGCCGAUGGCAGCACGCUCAGCCCCGAGGUGCGGUCAGUGGCUGAGAGUCGGGGAGACGAGGCGGAUGACGAGCGCAGCGAGCUGGUCAGUGAGGGACGGCCAGUGGAAACGGACAGCGAGAGUGACUUCUCCGUAUUUGCCGGUGGCAGUCCCGCCCUGGACAGCGAGAAGGUCAUGGGGUGCCCCUUAGACCCAACCAGUGGCGAUCUGGGCGACGCUGAGGAUAAUGACACGGCCAGGUCAGAAGGUCGGUGCCUCUUCUCCACCCACAAACUGGUCGAGUGUGACACGCUGUCCCGGAGACGGUCGCUGCGGCAAAAGACAGACAGUGAAUCAUCAGAGGGGGGGCGGAGCGAUAGAGAGUCCAACCGACUAUCCCGUGUCCUGGAGGUGAUGAAGAAAGGCCGGUCUGGUGGGAGCUUAAGCACCCCCUCCAGGGCGGAGUCAGAGAGGCAGGAGCCGGCAUGGAAGCUGAAGAUCACCGAGAGGCUGAAGUUCCGGCUGAAAACAUCAGCGGAUGACAUGUUCGGGGUGGGCACGCCGAAGGCGGCGGCCCCGGCACCACCAGAGACUCGCAGGAAGAAGAACGUCCGGCGUCGCCACACCAUGGGGGGACAGCGUGACUUUGCUGAACUGGCAGUCAUUGGCAGCUGGAAGGGGCGGGGCGACCGGAGCGCAGAGGCGGAGCUUUCGGCCAUGGACCGGCUGAAGCCCAAGUGUAGUUCGCAGGACUUCUCGAUUCGGGAGUGGAUCGCCCGGGAGCGCUGCCGCGGAGGACCCGAGCCUGCCCCGGAUACCGCUGCCGACGGGGGGGGCUGCGCGCAGCCGGUCCAGGACGAGACCUCAGCCGCCACAUCUGCAGACCCUCAGCAGGUGGAGCAAGCAAACGGGGGUGGCCUACAAGCCAAAAACAAACAGGCCUUGAGCCUGGCGGCUGACGCCCACCCGCAUAAGCUGUCAGGGGCGCAGGUGGUACGCUCCAGAUUCUACCAGUACCUGUGAUGUGGCGCGGCGUAAGCACCUGAGCAUGCGUGGAGCUUUUUUAUCUGAACCGUUUACCACGCAGCUUAUUUUAUACAUGCGUGUAUACGUAUAUGUGCGUGUAUGUAUGUGCAUAUGUAUAGUGUAACAAGCGUAACUGGAUUAAAUAUGUUUUUUUUUUUUUUAAUGUAACCUCGUUUUAAUUGACUGCACAAUAGCAGAGGGGACGGAAACCUCACCCGACUCUGCCAGUCAUGGUAAGAUGCUUCUAGAUGGCUCAAAUUGGCUGUCGGAAACGCCCACAACCGGUGUCAGUAUGGGUGACGUGGAUGUUACCUGAAGGCUGCAGUAACAAGCGUGCCUCAAGCCGUACUGGUUAGCUCCCUCUCCCAAGAGGAUCCCGUGAAUGUAGGAGCCCGCUUGGAUGCCCGAGGCGGAGCUCUCUGUCUUGUCCUCCGUUCAGAGUGUACAUACUUCUCUCCGUACUUGAAGUCUGAGUUAUCGCCAUUCAGCCUGAGUGAGGGCUGCUUUUUCUGUGCUGUUGCGUCGUGGAAAGUCUUUCACGGCGUGUGCUAAACAGCCAGACAAUGUGAGUUUAACAAAACCAACACAAAUAAUUUUAAAAUGUUUUUUAGACGACAGGAAGGGAAUCCCGGUCAUCUGUGUCCAUCUGUGUUUUGUCUUACCCUUCCUGGCAUUUGAUCACAAUAAAGCAAAACAUCCUUUUCUUCAGGAAAGUGCCUCGUCGACUUGCUACAGGCUUUGCCACGGAGCCGUAAGGUGAAAAUCAAAACCCAGCCUCCCACUACCGACGUUUUAUCCGGUCGUUUCUUGUCAGGUGUCGGUUGCAGUGGUGAAUCAUGAGUUUCCAUUUGUCAGCCAUUCCAGAUGAACCUUAAUGCGGUUUAUGUUUAUUUUUGUUCUAGAUUUUAUCGGGACUUGAAUUUUAAUAUUUCUGUAAAAUAAGUAACUUAAAUGUGUAUAUAGAUCAUGUUUAGAGACCCCCAACCUACUCCAGUGCCAUCAUUGUAAUAUAAGCAUGUCGCUAGUAAAGCAAACGGAACAUAUCAAACACUAGCCCCCUCCCUCGAAGACUGCAUGAGAAUAUGCUUCCUGGAACUGGACCAUUGUAUGAUGCUUGAGUAUAGCAGGCCCCCAAGACACUGGAAAUAAACUUCUUUAUGUGA
Messenger RNA from Brienomyrus brachyistius, 7421 nucleotides. RefSeq names its product rho GTPase-activating protein 21-like. Gene Ontology annotation, biological process: signal transduction. NCBI's taxonomy places the organism in Eukaryota, Metazoa, Chordata, Actinopteri, Osteoglossiformes, Mormyridae. The record is from RefSeq and is a predicted model, not a curated record. Gene Ontology annotation, molecular function: protein binding; phospholipid binding. The transcript has 26 exons. Bases 571 to 6255 code for a protein of 1894 amino acids.